UUAUGAAGAGCGGCAGGUUGCGUGUAGCCUGGCAGAGGAAGGCCGUUACCGGCCAGGUGCCUCAGCUGCAGUCCCGCCUCCUGGCAGCGGAACGCCCCUCCUGUGAGGUGUGUCCGCCUGUGUGCCCCGAGCAGGACAGGUUGUCUCACCUCCCAGCCGCUGACACCUGAACAUGGAGGCCGAGUACCGGGGUCUGGGCCGCUGUGUGUGCAGCUUCUGGCUGGCUGUCGCCUUUGACAUCGUGGGCCUGACCGUGCUCCUCCUCGGGGUGUUCGUCAACGUGUUUUUCUAUGACCUGCUCAUCUACGCGGGCGCCAUCGUCAUCUUCCUCAGCCUCAUCUGGUGGGUGUUCUGGUACUCUGGGAACAUCGAGGUGCCCCCGGGGGAGCUGGAGGAUGACGUCGGCCUGCUGAAGAAGAAGGGCGCCGCGGGCGGCAUCGGCGGGAUAGUGAGGCAGCUCUCCAGCCGCGUCUCCAACGGAAUCAGGAACUCUUUCCGCCGGAACGGAGGCCGCGUAAGCCGAGCGCAGAGGUCAGCCGUUGGGACAGCGGAGUCCCAGCGGACGGGACAGGUGGCCGUUGCCAUGGAAACCGUGGUCCCGCAGGAAAGCCCCCCGCACACUGCAGUGUCCCCCGUGGCUGGCGGUCACGUAGAGAUGCCGCACACAACUAUGGAGACUUCACCCACGUAAUAGGUGGACAGAACAAGCCAGUACAGUCCUUUUCUCCUGGUCCUGUCAUGAACUUCAUCUCUCCUGCCACUGAAGUGCAUAUCUUCCCUAUUGACAUAUGAAGAUAUGCAGCAGAAUAAAACUUUGGCCCUGAA
Gambusia affinis (western mosquitofish) is the source of this 825-nucleotide messenger RNA. RefSeq names its product transmembrane protein 238-like. The coding region runs from base 173 to 691 and encodes 172 amino acids. The transcript is spliced from 2 exons. Lineage: Eukaryota; Metazoa; Chordata; Actinopteri; Cyprinodontiformes; Poeciliidae. The record is from RefSeq and is a predicted model, not a curated record.